AAUACCGGUGGCAUACAGGUUCUCACAUCGAGUCAUCAAUACUUGGAACCUGCUGCCCGAAGCAGUGGUGUCCGCACCUUCAAUUGACUCUUUCAAGAGGAGACUGAACACUCACAUAAGCAUAUUAGAAAGGAAUAACAUGAGCCCUGGGUCUUCUGACCUUACUAAACAAAUCUGAAUCUGAAAGUAUCUUAGGUACUCGCUUUCAAACUUAGAAACUAAUUAAACAAGAGUUCUUCGAGCACCCAAAGCAUUACGGGUUUCAAAGAACUGUCUCUUAAAACCGGUGUACAGAUACGAAGUAACCUAAUGUUGCGCCAACCUCCUGGACAGAGUUUGAGGUUUAAAUUAUGUGGAUAUUAAAAUUCUGAAAGAAUUUGCGGCGUCCUUGCGGAAUUUGAAAUCAAGGUAACAUGUCUUUUUGUUACUGCAUGUAUUCCUUAUGACAGCUUAAUCAUUUCAUCAACUCAUAGCGAAGGCUUGGCAAAUAUCAGACAGAAUAAGAUGUGGCUGAAGUCUCUAUGGAUGACUGUGAAUUAGAUUUGUUAUUAAAAGAGUUGGAGGCUGAUUAUACGGAUGCCCUUAAAUAUGUUGAUCGUGAAUUGGAGAAAAAAACCACCACUUUGGUGGUUGAUGAUUAUGAGCGACUUCAGAAAAUUGGGCAGGGAACAUUUGGUGAAGUGUUCAAAGUUCGCCAUCGAGUUACUAAACAACAUUAUGCUUUGAAACGACUUAAAACAGAGCAAGAAACAGAGGGUUUUCCAGUCACUGCUCUACGAGAAAUUAGAAUUCUCAGCUCACUUUCCCAUGAAAAUGUUGUGCGUUUGCGAGGCGUUUGUCAUAAAAAAGCUGCCCCUUCUAGCAACUACAGGUACGAGUUCUAUCUUCUGUUCGACAUUUGUGAGCAUGAUCUAGCAGGUCUAUUAGCUCAAAAAGUCGAGUUCAGUCUCCCAGUGAAGAAAAGCAUAAUGCAACAGUUGCUUACGGGACUUUACUUUUUACACAAAAAUAAUGUUCUUCAUCGUGACUUAAAAACAUCUAACAUACUAAUUGAUCGUGAAGGUGUUUUAAAAAUAGCAGAUUUUGGUUUGGCAAGGCUUACAGUCACUUCUAUUCGACCUGACCGUGCUUCUCGUUAUACUGGUCGCGUAGUAACUUUAUGGUAUCGACCUCCAGAAAUCUUGCUCAAUGAUCGUUAUUACGGAAGACCGGUAGAUAUAUGGGGUGCUGGUUGUAUUAUGGCUGAGCUUUGGACAAAUUACCCAAUUAUGCAAGUAAGUAAUUGACGAAUAAACUUUUCAAGUACUUAAGGUUAGUCAAAGCAAGUUUUAUUUUGAUUUGUUGAUGUCACAUAUCUACCUUAAUUAAAUCAUACUUCAUAUUCAUUUGUUUUCGUUUUAUUGUUUAUUUUUUAUUUUAACACAUAGAUUUUGGUACAAGGAGGCACCAAAUACAUAUGCGCUAUAUAAAUCAUUCGAUUUGUGUGAGGGGCGUGAUACUGCCUGGGUGCCCAAACCCAAGCAAGUGGUUUUCUUAGGGGACCACACACCGGGCCUUCGAGAGUUUCUUCAUGUAAAAUUUGUUCAUUGGAAAUGACGAAGAAUAACUAAUGUGUGGAUUGUACCAUUCUUCCAGAAACCCGAACACAGUGGUUGGCUGGCGGUAUUUUAAAAUUUUACUGAAUCUGCUUUGGAGUGAGCGUGUCACCUGUGGAUCCGAUUGUUGUGUAAACUAACGCAAUUCGGAAAUGUCGUCUACAAAAUUAGACCUAUCGUCGUAAUAUAUUGCCGUUGACAUCCCUCUUUUUUAAUAUAACGCACCAACCCCAUAAUAGGGACUGUUUACACCAUCGGUUAUUCCUAGUGUGAGUCUAUGGAUGCAUAAGUACACACCCAUAUGUUUCCACUGACCUCCGUCAUCAAAAAGAAAGAGAUCCGAAGUACUUAACUUCAACAGGAUAAAACUCAUAUCAGUCUCAUAAGCUAUGCAUAAGUAUGAAAAGUCAUUUGUUGAACUAACCUUACUUUCAGUUGCCAGCAUAUCACACAUUUUCUUAUUUAUCGUCUUACAGUGCUUAUCUUUUUCAAAAUCUCAUUAUUCUCGUGGAUUGCAGCUAAAAUUUGAGACGAACCUCUACGACCUCCCUCAUAAUCAAAGUGUCUAGUUACCGAUUCAGUCACUAACUAACAGGCUGACAGUAUUAUUGGAUGCUUGCGAAAAGCCGACGGCUCAGUGUUCUUUAGGGUUGCAAACUAUCUUAGUUUGUGUUUUGCCUAACCAUAGACAUUCUUUAAGAAAUAACACUUUAUUCCUGUGACUUUUCAAAGAUUAAUUUCUUACCAAGAGAUCCACAAAUUGACUGAGAAUACGUAGACGAUUUGUUCCUCGCAAGGAUGCUAAUAAAAUUUAGUCUUUUAGACACACUGAGUAACAAUCCAAAAAUGUUUGGGACGUGAUUUUCUCCUUUUAAAUGCAAAAUAUUGCUUCAAAACUGGUAUGCAUCAACGCAUAAACUAGUGGUUAGGAGUCAAGUAGUUGAGUUCAUCGACCACUGUGCUUGGAAGUCUCAUCAGCCCUGAUUGGUUAGUGUCUUGACACAGAUUCAAAACCCUCAGCUCGUUUCUGUCAACUUGCAUCCGUGUGGCGUAGACAAUAUGCCUGUUUCCCAAAGAAAUCCGGCACAGUAGUUCUGUCUAUUUUACUCCGUGGGUGUGAAAUACGGUCUUUUAAAUAGACACUCACAGGCUGCGAUUAUCUGAUCAUAGCUAUCGUAGGUGCAUUUUUGGAAAGUUGAGUACUAUCCAUAGCUAGCAAAUAUGUUGAUGAGGUUGUGAAUCUUGAUCGAAUUAGGUGGUUGAUACGUGUUAACUGGCUUACUGUAAACUAUAACGUCUGUAACACAAUGAUCUGAUCUGAUUUAGAAAAAAAUGAAACAAUUAUAUGACAUGGAAUUUAUUUCUUAUUGGUGAAUCCAACUGUUUAUCCUGUAUGAUGUAUGUGUUAGACUGUCAUUACUAACUGUACUCAUGGUGAUCAUUUGGUUGUUACCUUCAGUCGGGGUGUAUGUACAUGACUUUGAGCCAUAUGGUUUUGGUGUGAAAACUAAUGAUAGUCUCACUGAAAUUAUGAACCGAUCUAAGUUAGAUCAUGACUGAAAACUCAUACUGACUAAUGAUAGUAUAUGGCUGUCUAAACCGGAACAGAUGAAGUUGAGGGGGGGGUGGCUAAAUCAACUGAUUCAAAAAUUAUUUGAUUAUUGGAACACUUAUUUCUGAACGUACUUACUUAAUAUGACCUCUAACAAUUUCAUACGGUUUUGUUUCAAGAUAACUUGGUUUAUUUUGAAUUCCCUCAUUUUUUUUAAUCUUAAAGGGUGAGAAUGAACUUCUUCAACUUAAUUUAAUUAUUCAACUUUGUGGUUCUAUCACACCGGAAGUUUGGCCAGCUGUUCAGAAUUUAGAAACUUAUCAAAAAAUAAAGUUACCCAAAGAUGUUAAACGUCAUGUCAAAGAAAAAUUGACACCACAAAUUCCAUGUUCAUCAGCUGUUGACUUAAUUGACAAAUUACUAGUAUUAGAUCCAAAUAAACGUUUGGAUGCUGAUCAAGCUUUAUCACAUGAUUUUUUCCAUGAAGAUCCACCUCCUGGUGAUUUAAGCUGCCUUUCAAAGAAUGGCGCUUCAUUUUUAGAGUAUUUAGGACAAGCUAACAGAGCUAGACGUGGAUUAGCAAAUAAUUACCGUAAUGUUGCUAAUCCUAAUUUUCCAGCUAGGCGGGGUCCAAAUGUUAUAGUCCCCGGACCUGUGCCAAAUCAACAAAUUAUUAACCAACCAUAUCAACGUUAUCGUGGUCUUCCACCAGAUCAAGAUUCAUCUAACAUCAAUGAUCGUAUAUUUUAAUCAAAGUGAAGGGUUCAAUGUUAUCGAGAAAAAAAAUUGUCCUUAUUUGUAUAAUUUCGUGUAUAUUGCAUUUUUACAAACAAAAGUAAUUCAAUUAGCCUGCAGAAGCAGUAGAAUAUUGUGAUAACUACAAAACUAAUAAUAACAGCAACAUAUACAGAGUUUAUUUCAGUCUUUAAGAUUUGUAUUUUUCUAGUCUCAUUACAAUUAUAGUGUGAAUAUUUGUUAUGCCUUGAAUGAUAUGAUGAUGAUGACCAUGAUGAUUGCAUUUUGCUCUCUCUCUCUCUCUCUCUCUCUUUCUGUAAUUUGAUAUUUAUUAGUCUACUAAAGAAAUUUCUUUCUUUUUUUUUCUCUGUCAUUUAGUUUUUAAUUAUUAGGAUGAAAGAAACAUCUCAAAUAUAAAUAACACGAAGGUGUACAUUGUAAAUGUCAACGUCUUAACAAGCCUGGAAUGUCAGUCAGUAACAACGUAGAACUUCGUACGUACGUACGUACAUCAGUUCGAGUUGCUGCACCACAUUAGCACAGUGAUGCAGUUGUCGAUUCAAAUCUCGUAGUGAUAGAGGCGGUAAGAGUAUAAGCAGUAAUCGGAAAGAUUAGGGUUUGGAGAUUAGAAUUUUGGAGAACACAAAGAAUGUAUGCGCCUGCGCCAUUGUAAACGAUUUUGAGCCAUGUCAUUCAGGGCUUCUAACCACCGCUUGCUAUCAUCUCGCGGUCCCCAACCAGGUAGUCUAUACCUACCAACAUAACUCAGUCCACUUUUCAGUGACUUCAUGGACUUGUGCCAUGUUUUGGUCUGGCCGCCCCUAACUUUCUUCCAACCUACUCCUGUACCAUUGAACAUAGCACGUCGAGGCAGUCGGUGGUUGGGCAUACGUAACACGUGUCCCAGCCAUCUCAACUGAUGAGGUUUCACUACUUCAUCAAUUGAUUUGCCAUCCUUACCUUGUACCCGUUUCC
Molecule: messenger RNA, 4857 nt
Organism: Schistosoma haematobium
Lineage: Eukaryota; Metazoa; Platyhelminthes; Trematoda; Strigeidida; Schistosomatidae
Product: P-TEFb-associated cyclin-dependent protein kinase Cdk9
Exons: 5
Coding region: 522-1286 (254 amino acids)
Biological process (GO): protein phosphorylation
Cellular component (GO): nucleus
Molecular function (GO): cyclin-dependent protein serine/threonine kinase activity; ATP binding
Source: RefSeq, a predicted model, not a curated record